AUGCUUGCAAUUGGUGGGAUGAACUUCUCACCGCCCUGUUCACCACCAACCGAGCGACGGAUUAUCAGCGUUGCACGGCCUUCCCUUUCGCUGGAAAAUACUCGUCAGCUGUUAGCUUGUUUUUGUUGGACACUGAAGAACAUGGAGCGUUCAUACUUGCGGCAUUGGAUUCGAGAUUUGUCACCUACUCGAAUUUCACAGUUUCUUGACGUACUUCAGCUGGCUGUUUCGUGCUUUGAAUUCAAAUCAUCACUUUUUUGCUCUUCUCAGGAAACAGUGGAUGAGGCUAGCAAGCCAAAGCAUGAUAUUUGUAAUAUUGAUAGUUCACCGGUAAAAGAUUGUGGAAGAAAGAAACCGCGUAGCACAGCUGAGUCAGAUGGUGUACGUUGGCGAAGAGAAACAAAAGAUUCUCAAGGAAAGGGUUCCUGGAAGAGUUAUACAUGCAGUAGCGGCGGGAAUUCUAGCGAAGAACCAAUGCCGAGUGAGGAUGAUAUUGCCUUAGAGGCGGCUCUCUGCACCGAAGUACCUAUGGUUGUACUGGAUACGCUGGAAUUAAUUAUGCGUGUGGUAUCGGUGCCUGGUUCGGAUCAUCUCUUCUUCGUUUUGCCGUCUAUUCUGAAAGUUCUGGUUAGUUUUGCUUGUCGUUUAAACAAAGUAGUUGAAACGGAAGCACGCAUAACAGUGAUUAUUGUAAAGUUAAAAACCCCCUUCGCAGUCACUUUGUGUAAAAGAUUGAGAUGUUCAGAAAUAGACGAAGAUAGCACGUGUCAGUGGUAA
This is a messenger RNA of Gongylonema pulchrum, 777 nucleotides long. NCBI's taxonomy places the organism in Eukaryota, Metazoa, Nematoda, Chromadorea, Rhabditida, Gongylonematidae. The record is from the annotation of a GenBank genome assembly.